AUGCGGUAUUCUAGUUUUGGUGUGUAUUUGAAUUGCAAUUCAUUUUGUAAAAGGUCUUCUAAUUCUACCUUAACAAUGAUCGCGCAUUGGAUGCCAUGUAAAAUCGAAACAAACGGGAUGAAAGUUAAUUCCGAACUUCAAUGUCUAGAAACAUUAAAUAAUGAAUCUGGUGCAUUGAGUAAUCAUGUACUGGUUUCAAAUUUCCGUGGUAGACCAUUACGAGGAGUUCAACUCAGUUUCCCAGACAGUUACUCACCAGUGGUUGUUCACCAUAGUGGUAUCGUGUCAGACGUUGGAACAGAACCAAUAAAAUUUGGGGCUAAGCUCGAUAAAAUAUUCCUAUGGAAUUUGUCUACACCACCAACUUCCUCAGACCCUAUACCAUUAUCUCUCACUUGGCUUCAUUUGGCUAGCAUUUUGCAUUCAAGCUCCUAA
Molecule: messenger RNA, 435 nt
Organism: Schistosoma margrebowiei
Lineage: Eukaryota; Metazoa; Platyhelminthes; Trematoda; Strigeidida; Schistosomatidae
Source: the annotation of a GenBank genome assembly